Molecule: messenger RNA, 1087 nt
Organism: Cheilinus undulatus (humphead wrasse)
Lineage: Eukaryota; Metazoa; Chordata; Actinopteri; Labriformes; Labridae
Gene: tmco1
Product: transmembrane and coiled-coil domains 1
Exons: 7
Coding region: 144-710 (188 amino acids)
Biological process (GO): endoplasmic reticulum calcium ion homeostasis
Cellular component (GO): endoplasmic reticulum membrane; endoplasmic reticulum; cytoplasm
Molecular function (GO): calcium channel activity
Source: RefSeq, a predicted model, not a curated record
AUUCUUGAUCCCCUGUAGUGCUGACAGAGCUCUAUGAGGCUAAAAUUGAACGGAGUAAUGUGCUCAGGGUCUUACCUCUGACAAAAAUCAGAAUACCUCUCUUUUUCGUUCGGAAAACGGGAUAGUAAACAGACGCCAUCAUCAUGAGCACCAUGUUUGCAGACACGAUUCUGAUCGUGUUCAUCUCUGUUUGUACAGCGCUGUUAGCCGAAGGGAUUACGUGGGUUUUAGUGUAUCGUACUGAGAAGUAUAAGAGGUUAAAGGCUGAAGUGGAAAAACAAAGCAAAAAACUUGAGAAGAAGAAGGAAACCAUCACAGAAUCCGCAGGACGUCAACAAAAGAAGAAAAUUGAAAGGCAAGAAGAGAAACUGAAGAACAACAACAGAGACUUGUCAAUGGUGCGCAUGAAAUCCAUGUUUGCCAUAGGCUUCUGCUUUACAGCCUUGAUGGGCAUGUUCAACUCUAUUUUUGAUGGAAGAGUGGUGGCAAAAUUGCCAUUUGUGCCACUUUCCUACAUCCAGGGACUGUCACAUCGCAAUCUGCUGGGCGAGGAUUACACUGACUGCUCCUUUAUCUUCCUCUAUAUCCUCUGCACCAUGUCCAUCAGACAGAACAUCCAGAAGAUGCUCGGUCUCGCUCCCUCCAGAGCUGCAACUAAACAGGCCGGAGGCUUCCUGGGACCUCCUCCUCAGGCUGCAAAGUUUUCCUAAUCACCAGAGAUUUAUCGGAGACGUUCCUGCAAUAAGUGCAAAGUCACAGCUCCUUCAUCAGAGUGCAGACAGAACUGCUCCUGCAGCAAACAAGCGUGUUCUCUGUUGCAGCUAAUGUAUUAUUACCAACUUCAUUAUCCUUCAUGUUUUGUUUAUUUAACUUUGUAACAUUUGUGUAAAAUUUGAAAAUUGGAGGAAGAGAAGUUGUUCUUAAUUAUUUUAAUCACCAAAGGAUAUAAAGCCCACCUUGUGUUCAUACAUUUUUGGGAAUUUUAGACAUUAAUUGGCACAGUAAGAUCUGAUUCAUUUGGCAGUAUUAUUGUGCAUCAAUGUCUGUUUCCUUAUUACUUACAUAUUAAUAAAGUUUUAUGACUACA